AUGGGCCACCACACGACGGUCCUGGGCCCCAAGGAUCACAUGAAUUCGGCCGGCGACACCACGGACACCACCACGGACACGGAGGACCCUCUCCUCCUCCUCCUCCCGCCGGCGGGCCGCCCGCAGAAUUUCAGCAGGGCUUCCAUGCCCAGCGCCAGGGCGGUCGCGGUCGCGGCGGCCGCCAUCACGGUCACCACCACCAAGGACCUCCGGGGCCGCAGCAGGGUGGCUCCCCAGAGUCGUCUUUCGGCCAGUCUGAGUUUGGCGGGAGGGGAGGCCGCGGGCAUGGCCGUGGGCAUGGGCACGGGCCUAGACAUGGGCCUGGACUCCAGGGGCAUCAUGGCCACCACCGCAGAGAACACAUGGGACAACGUGGAGGAGUUCAACAACUUGAAGGGCCUCCGCAUGAAGGGUCUCAGCAUGAAGGAUCUCGGCAUGAAGGGUCUCAGCAUGAAGGAUCUCAACAUGAAGGAUCUCAGCAUGAAGGGCCUCAAUAAGAGUGUCUCUCUGCCCUGCAGGAUUAGGGCUCUCCACUUGCAGUCAGUCAAGGAGUGCAUCUGUCAAAGGAGUUAUGGGGAACAGACGGGUAUCGUGAUAAAUUAG
Molecule: messenger RNA, 603 nt
Organism: Cryphonectria parasitica EP155
Lineage: Eukaryota; Fungi; Ascomycota; Sordariomycetes; Diaporthales; Cryphonectriaceae
Exons: 2
Coding region: 1-603 (200 amino acids)
Source: RefSeq, a predicted model, not a curated record